CAUUUCUCUCUUCCAUUCAGUGUGACAACAAUUACCCAAGCUGCACACUUGUCUCCGACUCACUCUCACAUUAACCAUGGCACAUCAGUCCACACCGAUCGCAUUAUUUAUCUUGUUUUUAGCACUAUUAUGGCCUGCAUGCUUGGCCGAAAUGAUCAAAGGAUCUGUGCCAUUAAAUUCCGGCGUUUUUGAUAAGGUUAUCAGUAAACACAAAGCAGUUUUGGUGAAAUUUGAUGAAACUUAUCCUUAUGGUGAAAAACAAGAGCAGUUUAAAAAGGUUGCUCAGUCAUCUUACGUACAACCAGAAUUACUAAUUGCUGAAGUUCAAAUUGCUGAUUAUGGUGAACAAGAAAAUAUGGACCUUGCUACCCGGUUUAAUGUCAAAAAAGAAGAUUUCCCUGUUUAUAAACUGUUUCUGCAGGAUAAGAAAGAACCAAUCGCUUAUACAGGAAACGUGAAAGAUUCUGCAGCAAUAAAAAGAUUUGUUAUGAAAAAUACAGAUCUCUGGCUAGGAAUGCCAGGCUGUUUAGAAGACUAUGAUGUUCUUGUGAAGAAAUUUGCCCGUGCUUCAUCUGAAGAGAGACAAGCAAUUCUUGCCGAAGCUGAAGAAAUUAAAAAUAAGUAUAGAAAUGAUGUGCAGAAAUCCUACGCUACAAUCUAUGUAAAAACAAUGAAAAAAAUAAUGGAAAAGGACGAUUUCUUGGCAUCAGAAAUGAAACGAGUAGAGAAAUUAAAAGACGGAAAAGUAAGUGACAAAAAGAAGGAACAGCUUAGUGAUAGAUUAAACAUUCUUAAUUCCUUCCAUGUAAAAUUCCAAGAUGAACUAUAACAGGUCCCAGUUGUUUUAAUCAUUAUUACUUUUUUUUUUUCUGAAAUACUAUUCAUAUACAUGAUUAAUAUAUUUCCAUAUCAAUAAACAUCAUUCCUCUUUAUAUUUCUUUUUAGAGAAAAACAAACAAAAUGUGUAAAACAAGACUUUUAUUUCAUGUUACACCUCUUGGAGAAUGUUAUUUCUUUCUGUUUCAAAAGGUUUUUUUUUUUACAAAUUUGUUGUAAGCAUUUAGAUUAAAUAGCAUUAAUUUAAGACUUGGUACUAAGUGCAUUUAAGUUUGGAAUGUAGCAAAGUGUAAAUGCCCCUAAUGCUGCUGAGUAUUUUAAUCUUGUGUUUCAGAAGUUUCUGUAUUUCUUUUUAGAUGCUCUGUGUUUCUUCCAAUUACUUUAGAUAUAACAAAGAAUUUAAUAAAAUAACUUAGUUAUCAUUCAGCUAGUGUUAGGAACAUAAAUUGUAAC
Molecule: messenger RNA, 1290 nt
Organism: Octopus sinensis (East Asian common octopus)
Lineage: Eukaryota; Metazoa; Mollusca; Cephalopoda; Octopoda; Octopodidae
Product: endoplasmic reticulum resident protein 29
Exons: 4
Coding region: 77-829 (250 amino acids)
Biological process (GO): protein secretion
Cellular component (GO): endoplasmic reticulum lumen; endoplasmic reticulum
Source: RefSeq, a predicted model, not a curated record